Hydractinia symbiolongicarpus is the source of this 8774-nucleotide messenger RNA. RefSeq names its product TPR and ankyrin repeat-containing protein 1-like. The record is from RefSeq and is a predicted model, not a curated record. Lineage: Eukaryota; Metazoa; Cnidaria; Hydrozoa; Anthoathecata; Hydractiniidae. Bases 149 to 8506 code for a protein of 2785 amino acids. The transcript has 11 exons. Gene Ontology annotation, molecular function: protein binding.
UAUUUGACUUUGUUAAAACCUUUUAAUUUUAGAAAAUUGAAAAAAAAGAUCAUGGCUGAAAAAUUUGGAUAAAAAUUAAUGUAUUGUAUGUUUAGUUCAGAAUGAAACAUGACCAUUCCUUAAUAUGGUUUAAUUAUCCUCAAAUUUGAUGGAUCUGAAAAAAAGAGCGUUUGAGGCGUUUUCAUCAAAAGAAUGGAACAGUGCAGCUACUAUGUUCCUUGAUGUUCGUAAAAAUUCAAAGUUUGAAAAAGAAGAAUGUGAAUUAUGUGUCUAUGCAGGUGUAUCCAAACUUCAUGCAGGAGACAUGCAAAAUGGAUUUGGGCUUCUUUGUCAGGCGGAGUCAUUGUGUAAAGUCACAUUGAACAGGGUUUUGAAAGAUGCAUUAUGUGAUGACUACCUCACCGAUCUUUACCACUUUGUACUUUACUGUAUUACCAAGAUUGAUCACGUGAAGAUUUCUUUGAUGGCUAUGGGAUUCCUUAACAGAAACACUGAUGAAAGUCAUCGGGAUAUAUUCUUAUUAGCUAAAUAUUGUGUAGAUUUCAAACUCCUUCCUCAUCGUGGUAUUCAAGAUUACAUUUUUCACUUGGGCAUUUCAAAAGUUAAUGAACAUUAUAUUUCAGACUUAUGUCAAGCACUCAUGUCAUUGGGCCUGAUAGAAAUUGAAAUGGAUCACCUUGAAGAUGCUAAAAAUUCAUUUAUCCUAAUUGAUCAACUUUCGGAGUCGUGGGAAGUUACUGUUCCUGAUUUAACUCUUCUUCAUGCUUUGUCACUCCUGCAUUGUGCUGUUUGUUUUCAAAUGAGAAAGAGCUUUAUUGAAACCGUUAUGUUUAAAGAAAAAGCCAAAUCAAUUAAAAAUGAUAUCCAUAAGGAUGCGAUGAAGUUAUAUGGAGAAAAAGCAGAUAUAUUUUGGAAUAAGCAGGAGUACAACAAGGCUUUUACGUUUUUUUCUAUGAAGAAAAUCUUAUGUGAUGUAUUUGAAUUUGAAGAAAGUAUUCAAUUCAACUGUAUCACAGAUGUGGCACAUUGUAUGGUGAAGUUGGGUAAAGAAAAUAGUGCAUUUGAGAUAUUGUCGGAAUUGGUUUACGGAUACAAGAAAAGGGAUAUGAAUUUGUCAAAAAAGCUUCACGCUAUUGCAAGUGACUUAAAGAAAGAUACUAAUCAUGCAAAAAAAGUUUACAAAUGGGCUUUAAAAACUGCACCUGAGGAAGAAAAAGAAUAUGUUGCUUUGCUUAAUGCAGAUCUUUCAUUAUAUCUCAUGAAAAUAAAAAAAUAUAGCAAUGCUGUCCAUUAUGCAAAGAAUUGUACAAGAAUUAAUCCAAGUUGGCCCAAGGGAUACUUUCGAUUGGGAACAGCUCUUUUCAAAGUUAGCAAGUACAGUCAAAGUUGGAAGAUAUUGAAAGAGGGUUUAGCAUUGACUUCAGAUGAGUCUUGUCAAAUGACUUUUAUGGUAGAACUUUUUAAAGCUAAAAUUCGUUCAGAAGUUGAAGAAUUCAUGAAUCUCGACGUUUCUACAACAGUUUGCAGUAAAAUAAUUGAGAAACUUUUAAAUGAAAGCAGCGAAACAAGUUGGUUGAUCAUUGAAAAUAUCUUGCUGUUUUCGUCUCUUGGCAAACAUAUCAAAAAAGGUACUAUACCAUUUUUGAAGGCCGUUAAACACUCAACGUCUGAAAACUUUAUAGAAUCAUUAAUUGAUCAAAAAUUUCACGUGGAUGACGACGUGGAAUGCUCCAUCGUUGAAGCGCUGCGAAAGAAUUGGUUUAAAGUUGGUUUAAAAUUAUUGUACCUCUGCAAAGAUGUAUCAAACAAUACUCAUUCACCUCUUAAUAAAUGUGUAAUACUAGUGAUAAAAGCAGAAAAAAUGGAAUUUUUGAGGCACUUUUUGUCAGUAUCUUUGAUAAAUGAAGACCACAGGACAUCUGCUAUCUUGUUGUGUUGUGAAGGUCUAUACACUACAUGUAAAUCAAAUAUUAUCAAUGAGCUAACAAAUGAUGUUCCCUUAAAUAUUGAUGUCCUAUUAGAGAAAAUGGAAGAGUCUGAUCCAAAGUGGCAAUUGUUAUAUCAGUACAGGGAAGCUGCACAACAUGAACCUGAAGAAAGUAAUGAACUCAAUUUAUUAUCAGCUGUUGAACCUCAAUUGACUGAGGAAAUAAAGAAGAAGAAAAAGAAGAAAAAGAAGAAAAAGAAAAAGAAGAACAAAAAUGUUAUUGUCAGUGUUGAACAAACUGCUAAGGUUGUAAGCAGUGAGGACUUGGUAAAUCCAAUAGUGGAAGAUGUAUCAAAAAUAAUUAGUUCUGUGAAAGAUUCGUUUGGAUUGCUUAAUGAUCAAGCAGAACAAAAAAAUACUGAUCCAACUGAAGAAGAAAAUCAAAACUUAAGUUCUCUUAUUGAGAAAUACUCAUCACAACAAACUGCUGCACUAUCGGAUUACAAAGGAGAUGAACAGUAUUUGGACAAGAAUAAAGAAGGAGAAGAUAAAGGAGAAAGAGAAGGGAAAUAUGGGAAAAAAGAGGAAGAAGAAGAAGAAGGACGAGGAGGGGGAGGAAGAGGAUUUAAAGGAGAAGAAGGAUUAAAAGCAGGAGAAGGAUUGAAAGCAGGAGAAGGAUUGAAAGCAGGAGAAGGAUUGAAAGGAGGAGAAGGAUUGAAAGCAGGAGAAGGAUUGAAAUCAGGAGAAGGAUUGAAAGCAGGAGAAGGAUUGAAAGCAGGAGAAGGAUUGAAAGGAGGAGAAGGAUUGAAAGGAGGAGAAGGAUUGAAAGCAGGAGAAGGAUUUAAAGCAGAAGAAGGAUUGAAAGCAGGGGAAGGAUUGAAAGGAGGAGAAGGAUUGAAAGCAGGAGAAGGAUUGAAAGCAGGAGAAGGAUUGAAAGCAGGAGAAGGAUUGAAAGCAGGAGAAGGAUUUAAAGGAGGAGAAGGAUUUAAAGGAAGAGAGGAAAAAGAUGAAGAAGAAGGGGAAGAAAAUGACGCAGAUGGAGAUGUAGAUGAUGAUAUCUUUGCGCUUGAUGGUUUACCAUGGGAAGUUGAAUGCACCAGCGAUGUUUGGCAGAUAUUAAAAGAUAAUAGAUUAGAUCCACUUUUAAAAAAAAUGAUUUUAAAAAAGAUUAAGAAGUUAGCUUGUGGAGACUGGUCAAGAGGAGUAGCUAAACGUUUAGAAGGAACCAAAGAUGGAAUAAGAUUGUAUGAAGCAAAAAUCAACAAAGGUAGUCGUAUUUUAUGGGAGGUUUCUAUAUCAUUUUCUGCUCGUUGUAGUAUGGACACUGUUCAGUUAGAUGCCAUUGACAUAGAAAAGGAAUGGGAAAAUGGUGCUGUGUAUGUAGAUAAAAUUCGUGUUUGGAAUAUUGCAUUACAUCAUGACGAUGUUCCCAAGAUGAUAGAGAAAAUCAUUAAUUCACAUGAAAGAGGGCGAGCAUGUCUUAUUCGAAAACAAUUGAAAGGGAUUAAAAAAGAUCCAAUGGAAGUUAAACAUGAGAAAUUACCAAACAUUUACAUCAAUGAGAAGUAUGCAAAGGAGUUUAUGAAAAAAAUGUCCUCAAGUAAACCAAUACAACCUGUUGAGGACGAAAACCGUUACCUUUUCUUUCCACCAGCAAGUCCCAAUCAACAAGAAUUUCAUAUUUUAAAAUUUUAUGCUUUCACUUCAGCAAUGGCAAGUAGGAUUCUAAGUUUAACACGUUCUCAAUGUGAUUUUCCAUUUCAAGUUAGUGAGCUAGAGCAUACCGUGAUUCACUUGGAGCCCAAAAAUAAAUGUUCUAUUCUGCUUCUUGGUAGAAGUGGUACUGGAAAGACUACAUGCUGUUUGUAUCGUCUUUGGGCACAUUAUAGGAAUUAUUGGAACAAUGCACAGCAUGCUGGCCCUUUACUGCCAAAGCUUAAAAAACCAGAGUUUGAGGAAGAGGAUGAUCAAAUCACACAGAUUGAGGCAUACGUUACAAAGGAUGACGCAACUUCAAAUGGAGAGGACAAUGUUGUACCUUGUCUGUGUGAAGGAGCUUGUAAUUGCGAAUUUUUAAAUCUCCAAAUGGAGCAAUCAGAAGACAUUGUAUUGCUGGAAAAAUGUAAAAAGAAUGACACCCAUUGUGACACAGUUUUAAAUGACGAAGUUGAAAGCAAGGAUGAAGAUAAAGGGACUACAGAAGAGUUUGAGGAGUAUGAACAUCUCCGCCAACUUCUGAUUACAAAAAAUGAGGUUCUGUGUAAUGAAAUAAAAAAGAACUUCAAAGAAUUGUGUGAUGGCAGCCUAACAAACAAUUUUAAUGCAGAUGAACUAGAAAUGACAUCUAUAAAAGAGAUUCCUGUUGAUAGGUAUCCCUUAUUUAUAACUACAAGAGAUCUUCUCUUGUUGUUAGACGUUUCUCUAGAAAGCCCCCCAUUUUUUAAAAGAGAUCAAAAUAGCAAGAUGGUUGAAGAUAUACCUGGCUGGGGUGAAAACAAAACUCAUUUGUCAUAUUUGCCAUUAUUCGAUGAAGAUCUCAGUGAUAAUGAAAAUGAAGAGUAUUUAGAAAAUGAUGAUAGCGGUAGUGAGGAUAACCCUACAGUUGGAUCUGAACAACGAAUCAGAUACAAGAAAGGAGGUUUAGUACGUAGGGUAGAAGUAACAUAUGAAGUGUUUCUUAACGAGCUCUGGCCCAUAAUUAGUAAGGGUAAAAGCACUGAUUGUCACCCUUCUCUCGUUUGGAUGGAAAUAAAAUCCUUUAUAAAAGGAUGUGCCAAAUCAUUUCUUAAUGAAACUGGAACUUUAACAUUGGAAGAAUAUAAAGAGAUUGGACGUAAAAGGGCAACUAACGUUACAGGUGACAGAGAAAGUAUUUAUGCAAUGUUUAAGCAGUAUGAGAAAGUAAAAAAAUCACUGGGUUAUUUUGAUGAGAUGGAUGUUCAUUUUAACAUGUAUAAAAGAAUGAAAAAUUUUGUUGUUCCGGAAUGGGGAUUUCAUCAGAUAUUUGUGGAUGAAACUCAAGAUUUUACUCAAGCAGAAUUACUACUUCUCUUACGAUGCAGUUUAAAUCCCAAUGCCAUGUUUUUCUCUGGCGACACUGCUCAAAGUAUUAUGAAUGGUGUUGCGUUUAGAUUUUGCGACCUUCAGUCAUUGUUUUAUGUAGCAAAAGAGGAGUUCGAUCAAAAUAAGAUUCUUCCACUAGUUGCUGUACCUAAAAAGAUUCACCAGUUAACGCAUAACUAUCGGUCACACAGUGGUAUUCUACAACUAGCUUCUGUUAUUGUUCAGUACCUGAACUUGUUGUUUCCUGAAUCGUUUGACCAUUUGCGACCAGAUGUUGGGUUGUUUCCUGGACCGAAACCUGUGAUUUUGGAUACUAGUGAUUUUACAGAACUUGCUGUGUUGUUGCAAGGUAACAAACGUAAAACUUCUGCCAUUGAGUUUGGGGCACAUCAAGUUGUUCUUGUUCAGAAUGAGAAAAGCAAGGAAGAACUACCUGACGAACUAAGUUAUGGUUUGGUUUUAAGUAUCUAUGAAGCCAAAGGUUUGGAAUUUGAUGAUGUCCUCUUGUACAACUUUUUUAAGGACUCACAGGCUUGUGAGGAAUGGAGAGUUAUUUUAAGUGAAAUUAGUAACUUGACAGAACAGGAAGAUGUAUCUGAAGGUAGCUUGCAAGUAUUGUCGGAAGACUUCUUGAAACACGAAGCGAGACCCUUAAAGUUUGACAGAAACAAACACAAGCUUUUAAAUGCUGAGUUAAAGAAGUUUUAUACUGCUGUGACAAGAGCAAGAGUUAAUGUCUGGAUAUUUGACGAAGAUAAGAAGAAAAGAGGACCUGUAUUUGAAAUGCUUGUGAAGAAAUCUCUUGUUAAUGUUGUCAAGCUUGAUGAUGAUUCCUCAAAAGAGAUUUUAUUUGCUGAAAAAUCUUCACAAGACGAAUGGAAUAAACAAGCAGGUUAUUUUUAUGAAAAAGGUCUUUGGAAACUAGCAUUAAAAUGUUCGGAGAAAGCAUGUAAUCAAAAGUUGAAAGAAAAAUGUUUGGCACAGCUUCAGGGUUGUCAAGCCCUAGAGAAGGCGCAACAGUGGAAUCUGAAAAAGAAUCCAAAACUUCUUAAGGAUGUUUACGCAGGAUUUAAAGCAUCUGCUGAAUUAUUCUUACAAUGUGGAUUAACUGAAGAAGCGAAAACAUACCUUACAUAUUGCAAGGAAUGGUUCCGCCUGGCCCAGUUAUGUGAGGAGCAGGAGAAGUUCUCCUCAGCAGCUAUGUAUUACAAGAAGAGUGGGAAAGGGGUUGAAGAGGCUUUGAGAUGUUACCAUUAUGUUGGUGAUGUAAGAGGUGCAGCUGCUUUAUUAAAGUCAGAGAAGCGGUAUUUGGAAUGCUUAGAGCUUCUGGAAAAGAAGAAAAGCACCGAGAAAAUGAAUUUAAUGAUACAGACAAUCAAGAAGUCUGUUACUAAAAAAGCUUGCAAAGAGUACUAUGAAAAUGGGGAAUAUAAAUUAUUGGAGAAAAUUUUGUGUUUUAUGAGUUUUGAAGAUCAGUCCUAUUUUCUUUUUGACAAAGUAGAGUGUGAGGAUCUUUUGUUGAAGUUAUACCUGACACAUCGUGGGAUAGAUUUUGCUGCUCAUUUUUUAGCAAAGAAAGGGAAUUAUCUAAAAGCAGCCAAUAUUUUUACUGAUCCUUGUUCACAAAUGAAAUACAUAAAACAAGCUGCAAGAAAAACUUUGAUUAUGAAGAUCAACUCCAAUCAAGACAGUAAUGCCGUCAUGGAGUAUAGAACAACAGUGUUAAAAAAAUUGGAGGAGACAUAUUGUCUGUUGAACAAUAGUGAUAAUCUUUCGCGGGCUGAUUGCUUGUAUUAUAUAAUGCAUCUAGAGAAUAACACAGCACGCAUAAAGGAUGCAAUAGGUUAUUACCAUAAAGCUAAUAGUAGUUUUGGGAAGCUGCUAUGCUUUCAAGUUUGGCUGAGAAGAAAUAAAAAUUGCCUUCUAGAAUAUCUGCCUGAUAUGAGAUGUAACUGUUGUAGAGCGGUAUUUGAUAUCAUCAGUGAAAUUAUUAACGUUGUGAAAGAAUUUCUGGAUUAUGGUGAAAAUAAUUCAGAAAAGAAUUAUUUUACUUCCUUUGGAUUUGCAAAAAUAAAAGGUAAGGCUGAUGAUUUCACAGUGAUUGAUGUUACAGCAGUUUCUUAUUUUGAAAAUUUUAUCAAUGAAAAAAAUGGAGAGAAGUUUGACUUUGAGGGGAAUAUUUCAAGAGACAAAGCAAGAAAUUUCGUUGCCAAAGUUUUAUUUUGCAUUUUAAAAGAUUUGACAGAUGAGUUUCAAAUAUCGAUUCAACGGCAGCUUAUUUCCCUUGAAAUUUGCCACCAUUCUUGCAUCAAUACGAGAUGUGUGAGAUCACAUGCCGCACCUCAAUUAAAAAACUUUUUGGACAAAAAGGAAUUUGUCAUGAGUCUCUUAAAGCUUCGCAGCAUGCUUCAGGAUGGAAACAAAAAAUUAGCUUCUCAUGAAGACUUUUACCAAUGGAAGGAUCUAAUUAAAGCAUACUCCGUGAUUGAAUAUGUGUACAAUUUUUUGAAUGGUUAUUUGUCAUACUUACAUGUCAUUCAAAUCAAAUCAGUAGUUGAAUUCUUUAAAUUUGAUAAAACAGAAGGACAUCAACUUAUAUCUUGCAUAAGAGAGGUGUGGAAAAUUAAAGAAGAUGAUCAAUUCAUUGAUUUGAAUGUUUAUCACAUGCUGUCAUUCCUGUCAUAUGUUGUUGAUAGGUUUAAUCCAGUUGUCGAUGAAUUAAUGUAUCAUGCUGACAGUAGUUCAAACCUCAGAGAGAAUUACAGUUUCAACUUCCUGAAGCCAUUCGAUGAUUAUCUACACAAGCUAUAUUUUAAAUAUCAUGUAUUAGAAGCGUUAGACGCAAAUUACUUGUUAUUGUCUGUGCCAAUUAAAAAACAGUUUCCCGUAAAGCCCACUUGUGCAACAUUCUGCAACUUAUUGGAAUUUCCUUUGUUGUUAAUCUUCACAUGCCUCUCCUCAGCACUUGGUAAGCCAAUUUGCAUGCCUGAAAGUUUAAUUGCCAAAAAAAAUCUGUGGGACAAAUUAUACAGCGUGGAAGAUAAAUCAGGUUUUAAUUUAGCAGUCAGAGGAAUUCACUCUAACAAGAAUGGGCAACUAUCAAAGGAACUGAAUCGAUUUUUAAGCCUGGCAUUUAGUAAGGAUUUACAUGGUAGUCCGUUUUUGUUAUUGAGACGUAAGCUACGGAGUUUAAGAAAUGGUGACGGAUCAGAAGGCAUACAAUGCUGUGAAAGGUUGAUGAUACUGUACCUAAUUGCUGUGGUAAAUACGCUAAUAUUUAAACUGCCGUACGGCAAAAAAAUAAUUCUUAAAUUUAAAAGAAACAUGAUCAGUGGAAACCAUUAUCUUUGCACGAUAUUUAAUUCUAUUGCUUCAAUAAAAAAUUCUAUGCAAGCUAAGGAAUUGUUAUCAAAUAUCCUACAUGGAAGGCAUGAUCGAUUAAAUGACUACGUCUGGAGUCCUAAAUAUUCUCGACUGCGAUCUAUUUUGAUCAGGAAUGAAAGAAAGCAAGAAUGAAAAGAACCAAAAGAAGCUUAUUCAGAAAAAUAAAAUAACCAUUCAGAAAAGAGAAGAAAAUAAUUUACAUUUCUAACGGAAACACUGUCCUUAAAUGUUGAAAACAGAAAGCAAGCGAUGUAUAGAAUUAAACAACAUGUUUUGCUAACAUUUCAAAACAAGUAUUAUUCUCAAGGAACCUAAAAAAGUAGCUACGUGCCGUAACGAAACCUGAGUAUUAUUUUUAGUGGUGGAUUUUGUUAAGACAAUACACUUUAAUUUGAUUACA